Molecule: messenger RNA, 1197 nt
Organism: Papaver somniferum (opium poppy)
Lineage: Eukaryota; Viridiplantae; Streptophyta; Magnoliopsida; Ranunculales; Papaveraceae
Exons: 5
Coding region: 46-678 (210 amino acids)
Source: RefSeq, a predicted model, not a curated record
GCGUAUUUAGUUGUAGACUUGAGAAACAGAGAGAGAAAGAGAGAGAUGGGUGAAACAGCUUAUUGCAGUAGCAGCAGCAGUGAAGAGGAAGAUGGAGAUGCUGAAUGGAGAGCUGCAAUCAAUUCUAUAGCUACUGAUGUUAGUAAUCAAUCCGCCGCCACUAAUGGCCCUGUUCCAAAAACAUCCAAUCGGACAUCAAAUUCUGAAGAAAAACCGAAACCGAAGCACUAUGUUGUUAAGGUACAAAAACUUUUAGAAGAUAUGUUAGACGAGAGCUUAGAGAUGGUGAACGCACCACUUCCUGAAUGUGAUGAUGAACCUGCAGUAGAUGAAGGUGGUGGUAUUCGAUUGUUUAGGCAUGCUCCUUUGGGGAUUGUGUUUGAUCCUGUUGAUGAAUCUAAACUGCCAAGAAAGAGGCCUAAGAUUCUUCCUGGAUAUGAGGUGGAUGAGAAGUCGAAAAAGUUUAAACGUCAGCUGAAGUCCGUAGCUGUUGAUGGUGUCGAAAUAAUUGCUUCUGCGAGAGAUGCAUGUAACAAAUCACUGGCUAGACUCGAAGCUAAAGAUUCUGCAGCAAAAGCAAAAGCCAAAAGAGAGGAAGAAAGAGUUGCAGAGUUGAAAAAAAUUAGGGGGGAGAAGUGGCUACCUUCUAUUGCUAAGCACAUGCAGGUGAAGAAGUAAAGGGAAACAACUACACUCGCCUGAGAAUUGUUAGCUUAUCUUCUCCAGGAUGCAGCAAGCUCGCCUGAGAAUUCAAUUAUAGGUGUAUGGAGUCCUGCAAAGCUAUCCUCUGUAUUAGAAAUGAUAUAUUUGAUGAUAAAAAAAAAGUCUCUAUAAUUGGCCAACCUGAUCAUUUAUUCAUUUUAAAUUCACAGCUUGGUCUUUAUUUUUAAUCUGGAUUUAUCGGGGGGUUUUAUUUUUAACCUGAAGAAUGUGACACUUAAAAGGUCCCAGUUUUCACACGAAAAGAGCUAGUAGAAAAAGUUAGAACUAUAUUAGAAAAGUAGUGAAGAUCGAGUUUUUCUAACAUCUGAAACACAUUUUAUUGUACUUUUGGGUGGAUGCUAAUGAAAACACCAGAUAUAUUAUGUCAUGUGCUAGUGGGGUGUCCGUAGUUCUAACUUGUAAAAAUGAAGGAAGCAUCCUAGAAGCAACUAACUUUCGUUUUUAUAGGCAAUAACAACAGACACCCUUGUUGUU